Malus domestica (apple) is the source of this 2585-nucleotide messenger RNA. RefSeq names its product TPR repeat-containing thioredoxin TTL1-like. The record is from RefSeq and is a predicted model, not a curated record. Gene Ontology annotation, molecular function: protein binding. Gene Ontology annotation, cellular component: cytoplasm. NCBI's taxonomy places the organism in Eukaryota, Viridiplantae, Streptophyta, Magnoliopsida, Rosales, Rosaceae.
CCUUCAGGGUCAAGCCAUCUCUUUUUUUAUUCCCAUAUAUUUUAAGCCCGAGUCUUUCUUUUUUUUUCCUUAUUCAUUUAAAUUGUUCCAGAUGUUAUAUUAGUUUAACAUGGAUUUUAAUACAUCUGUCUUCUAUAAGUAGCUUCUUCUAUAGGAACCAAAAACUUGAAGGAAAAAAAUGGCAGAUAUGGCAAAGUACAAGGUGAGAAAUGAAUUGGGUUGUGGUUUUAUGGGUGGGAUUUUCCAGUGCAGAAGCUACUGGCCUAGAAAAUCAUCUGUUCAUUCACUACCUUCCUCAAACACUAGCAAAAAUGAUUUCAAUCUACCAGUCAGUGAUGAUUGUUCUUCAAAGUCUAAUGAAUCAAAGACCCAACCAACCAAACCCACACAGCGUAGUGCUACUGUAAUCUCCUUGAAUUUGGGUAAACCUUCUCCCAAUUUCGACUUGGAACACGCCAGGAAGCCUAGCUUGGGCCAUCCAAGCCCUUCAGCUUGCCACCAAAAGGUUCAACCAAGAAGACAUUCAGAUGCUGCAAGAAGCUCGACUUCUUCAUCCAGUGGAGCAGGGCAGAUCAAGGUGUCACAGCAGCAUGACUUGGCGAAAGAGAUGAAGCUACGAAGGGCGUCCACUGCUGGCUCUGCAGAGCUCAGUAAGAAGAUCAGUGAUCACCAGCAAACCAACGAAAGCAAAGCUGUAGUCCGAGCCACUUCAAGUAGCUUAAUUUUUACAGGACAGGGGAGGAACCUGAGGCAGCCCGGCGUUACCAAUCAGAGAGCAAGCAAUAGUCCCAGUGCCAUUUCAAUCAAAACUCUGGCUUAUCAUCCUAGAAACGUAGAAGACUCGAGUUCCACACCUAACCGAAAACUAGGAAGCAAUGUUGUGAUGGGAAUCAUUGUGAGGAAAAACAGUGAUGAUUUUGGAGGCAUGGCAUUGAAUAAGUUAGACCCUGAGGUGUUGAAGUCCAUGGGGAACGAGGCAUACAAGGAGGACAGAUUUGAAGAGGCCUUGGCUUUGUAUGAUCGUGCAAUUGCGUUGGAUUCAAACAAGGCAGCGUACUAUAGCAACAAGGGAGCAGCCUUGAUUGGUUUAGGCCAUCUCAUUGAGGCGGUUUUCGAGUGUAAAGAAGCAAUCCAGAUUGAACCCUCUUACCACAAAGCUCAUCAUCGGUUGGCAACAACAUAUCUCAGACUGGGAAAAGCAGAGAAAGCAUUGGAUCACUACAAACACUCGGGUCCAUACGCUAAAUCGAAAGACGUUGACCAAUGUCAGGUUCUUCAAAAAUGCCUCAGCAGGUGCACUGAAGCUCAGAAAUUACAAGAGUGGAAUGUUUUGCUCAAUGAAACCCAACUAGCAAUUUCCUCAGGUGCCAAUUCAGCUCCACAGGUGUUUGCUCUACAAGCUGAGGCCUUGCUGAAGCUUCAAAGACAACAAGAGGCCUAUGCCACCUACCAAAAACGACCCAGUUUUGGCAUUGAUAUUUGCACCAAAUUUUUUGGCAUGGCUAGUAGUGCCUAUCUGUUAAUGAUUGGAGCUCAGGUUUACUUGGCUGCUGGCAGGUUUGAGGACGCGGUAGGUACAGCUACAAAUGCAGCAUGGCUCAAUCCAGGUGACAAGAACGUCGGUAUGGUGGUGAAGAGGGCUAGAGCUGUUGCGUCAGCCCGAGUGAGUGGUAACCUUCUCUUCAAGGCAUCAAAGUUUUCGGAAGCGUGUGUAGUAUAUGGCCAAGGACUACAGCACGAUCCACACAAUUCGGUUUUACGAUGCAAUAGAGCAGCUUGUCGUUCUAAGCUUGGGCAAUUUGAAAAGGCCAUCGAAGAUUGCAAUGCAGCACUCGAUCUGCAGCCUUCUUAUAGCAAGGCCAGGCUGCGCCGCGCUGAUUGCAACGCCAAGUUGGAGAGGUGGGGAGCUUCAAUUCCAGAUUAUGAGAUGCUGAUAAGGGAAACUCCUGGAGAUGAGGAAGUUGGAAAGGCUUUGUUUGAAGCCAAAAUCCAGCUCAAAAGACAACAUGGCGAAGAUAUUGAAGACGCGAAAUUCGGAUCAAACUUGGUUCUUGUUUCCAGCAAUGAGCGUUUCAGAUACUUUGUGACAUCCCCAGGGAUGUCUGUCGUGCUGUUUUGUAACAAAAGUAAACAAAUGAAAGUGUUACAAGCCCUGCACCAAGUCUCCAAAAGAUUCCCAUCUGUUAAUUUUCUCAAGGUGGAGGUGGAAGACCAUCCCUACAUGGCCAAAAUGGAGGAUGUGAGCACAAUCCCAGCAUUCAAGAUAUACAAAAAUGGAUCAAGGGUCAAAGAAAUUCCAGGCAAAAACCAUGAACAAUUAGAAAGCUCAGUCAAAUUGUACAGCAGUUGAUCAGGAUAGUUAAAUUAAACAGAAGAUAAACAAAAAUUACACUUAAUAUAUGGUGACUGGCAGCAGAAACUUCACAUCUUCCAAAAGAAGCCCACAUGACAAACUCAAUCCUUUGCGUGCAGUACACAUAAAAAAAAGGAUGGUAAUCAUAGAUUAAAUUUAAGGAAUAUGGAAAUUUGAGUGGACUUGAAUAUUUAUACCUUCGUGAUUCCUUUAUUUUUUUUCUUUUUGUUUU